Molecule: messenger RNA, 459 nt
Organism: Closterium sp. Naga37s-1
Lineage: Eukaryota; Viridiplantae; Streptophyta; Zygnematophyceae; Desmidiales; Closteriaceae
Source: the annotation of a GenBank genome assembly
AUGCUAGGGGUGCCUUGGGGCAUGGGGCACUCACGAGGGGGUGCGAGGGGCACCCACGAGGGGGUGCGAGGGGCACCAACGAGGGGGUGCGAGGGGCACUCAAGAGGGGGUGCCAGGGGCACUCACGAGGGGGUGCGAGGGGCACCCACAAGGGGGUGCGAGGGGCACUCACGAGGGGGUGCAAGGGGCACUCACGAGGGGGAGCGAGGGGCACUCACAAGGGGGUGCGAGGGGCACUCACGAGGGGGUGCGAGGGGCACUCACGAGGGGGUGCGAGGGGCACUCACGAGGGGGUGCGAGGAGGGGCUCUCACGAGGGGGUGCGAGGGGCACUCACGAGGGGGUACGAGGGGGUGCGAGGGGCACUCACGAGGGGGUGCGAGGGGCACUCACGUGGGGGUGCAAGGGGCACUCACGAGGGGGUGCGAGGGGCACUCACGAGGAGGUGGUGGGCGGCUGA